GGAAAAGAGAAGCGGAAAAUGGGUCAAAUGUUAAACAGAAGAGAAGUUAGAGAAGUACAGAAUAUCUGGAAUAAACGUAUCGGUAAAAAGCCGUAUGCAUGUAACAAGAAUGUUUCACAAAUGCAACGUUUAUCGCGUUGAAGAGUAGCAGUCCUUGUAAAGCAAAUCGUAUGAGUACGUUGGCUAACGUUACAAGUUAGCUAGCUCAGUUUGUCAACAAGACCCUGGAACGGAUGGCAAGAAAGUAUUUAAAGACUAGUUUGUGAUGAUUACUAGUUCCUUCCAAGUUGUGUUUCACAGGCUCAGUGACUCCGAGUUCACUGGUUCCAGCGUUAGGUCACAAUGGCCAGAAUAGCCUGGUAUCAAGAGAAGAUUGGGGCCUAUGAUCAACAAGUCUGGGAGAAAUCUCUGGAGAAAGCAGAUCUAAAUGAUUUGGAGAGCAAACCAAAGAAGAUAGUUCACAUCAAGCCAGACCUCAUCGAUGUUGACUUAGUAAGAGGAUCCACGUUUAGCAAAGCCAAACCAGAGAGUCCAUGGACAGCUCUGACUCGAAAGGGUCUAGUAAGAGUGCUGCUCUUCCCAUUCUUCUUCCCAUGGUGGAUCCAGGUGACCUCCAAGUCCAUCUCCUCAAGUAUCCUUGUGCUCUACUUCAUGCAAGUGGCAGCAGUGGUACUGUACUCAGAGGUCCCCGGGGCAACUGCCAGCGAGGUGUUUGGGCCCAUGUGUUUGAUGCUGCUGCUGGGCACUGUGCACUGCCAGAUUGUGUCGACUGAGUCCAGCCGGUGGCCCUCAGGCAGUCCAGCUGCCAGCAGCUCUGCGCGCAGAAGGAGGCCGAGGAAGGGCAGAGGGCUAAAAAAAUCUGAAGAAAAGAGUGAGAACAUAGAGCAAGAGGGCCCUGAGCAGUUUGAAGAAGGCCAGCAAUUAUACAGAAACACAGAGAGGAGGAACAAAAGAAAGUCGGGGUUUGGGGAAUCCGAUGAGCUUUCCAGUGAGGAAGAGGAGAAGAUACAAUCAGUGGAAGUAAUUCACCCAGCACGUCAUCAAGAGAGCCACCCCACUGCAACUUUGCCAACAUCCUCAUCAGUGUCUUCUGUUAGGAAGAGAAAUCUCAAGUCUAACCACAAACCUACACUAAGACCUCAGGAAGCGAGUGCAGCAUCCAUCAUGCUGAAGCGCCUCCGGCCAAGCUUAAGCUCUCAUCCACCCUCCGAUACUGAUGACACAUUGUGGGAGGAGCUUCUCCAAGGGCCUGACUCUGCCUCCACGGGGAGCAGUGACAGUGAGGGAAGCGGGAGGUACAAUGCUGGCAUGAUGCUCUCACAGAAUGCUACUCUGAGCAGUGACGAUGAGAGCCUACAGCAAGGAAUCGCCACAAGCCAGCUCUCUUGGCUUCAAGCAUGUCACCCAUCCAAGGACCGUGUCAGUGCCAUAAUAUGGGAGCAAGGCGAGUGUAAGAAAGUGGACAUGUCAGUACUGGAGAUCAGCGGGAUCAUCCUCACACGGGUGAAGUUAGUGGAGCAGGGUAUGGGUUACCUUGUGCUUGGUGGGCUCAUGACUGCUACCCUGGCGCUGCUUCCCUUUGCCUUCCGCUUGGCUCAGCAUCUGGACAUGUCGAGCCUCAGCUCGCUGUCCCUGACACAGCUGCUAGAAAUGGCGGUGGGACCACGUGAUGCCCUGGCCUACACUUUGCUCUUCAUCACAACAGUACAAAGAGUCUGCCUCAUUGGACUGUUUUUUUUUAUGAUGUGUGUGGCUGAGAGGACAUACAAACAGAGACUCUUAUUUGCCAAAUACUUCAGCCACCUCACUUCUGCCCGCAAGGCCAAGAAAUCUGAGAUCCCUCAUUUCAGGCUGAAGAAAGUCCAAAACAUAAAGAUGUGGUUGUCACUACGCUCUUUUCUCAGGAGACGAGGUCCGCAGCGCUCUGUUGAUGUCAUUGUCUCCACCAUCUUCCUUUUAGCACUUUCCAUUUCAUUCAUCAUUUGUGCCCAGCUUCUGAACAGCCACCAGACAUUCCUGGAGUCUCUGACAAACUGGGAGCUGAUGGUGUGGGGCUCCUCCCUCAUUCUCUUUCUGUUACGGCUGGCCACGCUGGGUUCAGAGACCAACUGCAAAUACAGCAACUCCUCAGUGCUGCUCACUGAGCAGAUAAAUUUAUAUCUCAAAAUGGAGAAAAAGCCCAAUAAGAAAGACGAACUCAGUAUAGUGAACAAUGUUUUGAAACUGGCUACAAAGCUGAUGAAGGAGCUGGAUACUCCGUUCAGACUGCUGGGUCUGACUGUAAACCCUCUGAUUUAUAACAUCACCAGAGUGGUCAUCCUGUCUGCCGUGUCUGCUGUGGUCAGCGACCUGCUUGGCUUCAACAUCAGACUGUGGAAAAUCAAAUCUUAAUGUGAAACCAGCAAACCACUAACAUUCGCACAGUGGGGACCAGAAACUCCUUUUGUUGACUGCAAAGAGCCUGCUCUCUACAAAAAGUGUGCAGACCUACUGUCAAUAUAUUCCUUGCUUGUGCCUUCCAAAUGAAACUUUGUGGUCACACAUUUCAUCAUUCAUUCACAAGCCUGAGAUGCUCCGACAGUCACUCACACAGCGUUACUGACUGCUUAGCUGAUGUGGUAACACAGUUUCCAUUAGCCACAUCACUAACCCAGUGCCUAACUUUUUACCCUUGAAUGUUCCUCAGCAUGUGAAUAAAUAUUGUGAUAAUUUCACGUCUGGCAUUGUCAGACUUCUUCAGAUUUCCAGAUGUCUUGUACAGUGAAAUGUAAAUGAGAUAAUUGCAGAUAAUGUAAACAGUUUCUUUAGUCUUACCCACUGAUGAUUCUCCUCACUUUAUCAGUACAGUUAACUGUAGAAAAAAUAGGUGUGCUGUCUAAAGCCAGUAAACCAAAAAAAAA
This is a messenger RNA of Monopterus albus (swamp eel), 2900 nucleotides long. It is a transcript of the gene phtf1, whose product is annotated as putative homeodomain transcription factor 1. Gene Ontology annotation, cellular component: endoplasmic reticulum. NCBI's taxonomy places the organism in Eukaryota, Metazoa, Chordata, Actinopteri, Synbranchiformes, Synbranchidae. The transcript is spliced from 17 exons. The record is from RefSeq and is a predicted model, not a curated record. The coding region runs from base 343 to 2391 and encodes 682 amino acids.